Molecule: messenger RNA, 3327 nt
Organism: Camellia sinensis
Lineage: Eukaryota; Viridiplantae; Streptophyta; Magnoliopsida; Ericales; Theaceae
Product: receptor-like protein kinase 7
Biological process (GO): protein phosphorylation
Molecular function (GO): protein kinase activity; receptor serine/threonine kinase binding; ATP binding
Source: RefSeq, a predicted model, not a curated record
GAGGAUAAAAUCGCGUUCGCUCGUCUUCCCUCCAUUCCCGCCUCCCUCAACCACUCCCCAAAAUUCUCUCUCUUCCAUCAACAUGUCGCCGGCGAAAACUUUCCGGCGAAAUCUUCACUUCCUCUCUCUACUCUCACUCAUCUGCCUCGUCUCCGGCGCCAUAUCCGACGAGCUCCAAAUACUCCUCACCAUCAAAACCUCCCUCCAAAACCCCAACACCAACGUGUUCGAUUCAUGGAAUUCAAACAAUCUGCCAUGCAAUUUCACCGGAAUCACCUGCAACCCAGAUGGCUCAGUCAAAGCAAUCGAACUAUCGAAUCAACGCCUCACCGGAAUCGUUCCUUUUCAUUCAAUUUGCCAAUUACAAUCACUCCAAAAGCUCUCUCUUGGUGGAAACUCGUUAAUCGGAUCUCUCUCGGAGGACUUGGGGAAGUGUGUUCGGUUACAGUAUUUGGACCUCGGCAAAAAUUUGUUCUCGGGAUCAAUUCCAGACAUGUCUUCUCUCAACAGACUAAUGUAUCUGGAUAUGAAUGGCAGUGGAUUUUCCGGCACUUUCCCAUGGAAUUCGCUUGCGAACAUGUCGGGUCUUGUCGUAUUGAGCCUCGGAGACAACCCGUUCGAUCGGACUCCAUUUCCAGAUGUGGUGGUGGGGCUUACUCAAUUGAGAUGGCUUUACUUAUCGAAUUGUGGUAUAGAAGGGCGAAUUCCUCCGGGAAUUGGAAAUCUCACCGAGCUGAUCAACCUAGAGCUUGCCCAGAAUUCUCUCUCCGGCGAAAUCCCAACGGAGGUUUCGAAGCUUUCGAAGCUAUGGCAGCUGGAGUUCUACGCCAACAACUUGAUUGGAAAAAUCCCAGUUGGGUUCGGAAACCUCACGAGUCUCGAGAAGUUUGAUGGUUCAAACAAUACACUCCAGGGUGAUCUUUCCGAGCUCAGGUCCUUGAAUAAUCUGGUGUCUCUGCAACUAUACAAAAACGGGUUUUCCGGCGAAAUACCGCCGGAGUUGGGUGAAUUCAAGAAGCUUGUGAACUUGUCGCUUUAUAUGAACCAGCUCACCGGUCCUCUUCCUCGGAAUCUCGGGUCGUGGGCCGAGUUCGAUUCAAUCGACGUUUCGGAGAAUUUUCUGACUGGUCCAAUACCGCCGGACAUCUGCAAGAUGGGGAAGAUGAGGAAGCUUUUGAUGAUUCAGAACAAGCUCACCGGCGAAAUUCCGGCGACGUACGCGAAUUGUACGUCGUUGUUACGUUUUCGGGUGAGUAACAAUUCGCUUAGUGGUGUUGUUCCGAGUGGAAUUUGGGGACUACCCAUCGUCGGAUUCAUCGAUGUUGCCAUUAAUCGAUUCGAAGGUCCGAUUACGUCUGAUAUUGGAAAUGCAAAUUCUUUAGCCCAAUUAUUCGUCUAUAAUAAUCAAUUUUCCGGUGAAUUACCGCCGGAGAUUUCAAAAUCCAAUGCAUUAACUGAUAUCAAUCUUGGGUACAAUCAAUUUUCGGGCAACAUUCCGGCGACAAUUGGCGAACUCAAACAGCUGAACAGCCUUCGUUUAGAGAACAAUAUGUUUUCGGGUCCAAUACCGGAGAGUAUAGGCUCCUGUGUUGCUCUCAACCAAAUAAACAUGGCUCACAAUUCACUUUCCGGCGAAAUUCCAGCUUCAAUCGGGCAAUUACUGGGUCUGAACUCCUUAAAUUUGUCGGAAAAUGAGCUCUCUGGUCAAAUUCCGGCGAAUUUAUCAUCGCUGAGUCUAAACCUCAUCGAUCUCUCCUACAACCGAUUAACCGGACCCAUUCCACAGUCUCUCUAUUACGGUGUUUUCGCUGGAAACAGUGGCCUCUGCAGUCAGAAAAACAAGAAUUUCAAACGUUGUUCGUCAGAUUCCGGCGAUUCUCAGUACCUCCGAGUAACCAUACUUGCCGUGGCAGCGGGCACAAUUGUGUUGCUUCUAUUAGUUCUAUGUAUUUCGUACUUUAAAAAGAGUAAAAAAAAUGAUCAAGACCGUUCUCUAAAGGAAGAUUCAUGGGAUGUAAAGUCAUUCCAUAUCUUGACAUUCACCGAGGAUGAGAUUCUUGAUUCGAUCAAGCAAGAGAAUCUAAUUGGAAAAGGCGGGUCUGGGAAUGUUUACAGAGUUUCACUUGCAAAUGGCAAAGAAUUGGCUGUCAAGCAUAUUUGGAAUUCGGAUUCCGGUGGCUGGAAAAAGUACCGGAGUACUAGUUCGAUGCUCACCAAGCGUGCCGGAAAGUCCAAGGAGUUUGAUGCUGAGGUGAAAAUUUUGAGCGAAAUUAGGCACAUCAAUGUGGUGAAAUUGUAUUGUAGCAUUACAAGUGAGGACUCGAGCUUGCUGGUGUACGAGUACAUGCCGAAUGGGAGUUUGUGGGAUCAAUUGCAUACUUGUAAGAAGACGGCGAUGGAUUGGGAAACUAGAUAUGAGAUAGCGGUUGGGGCGGCGAAGGGGUUGGAGUACUUGCAUCACGGGUGUGAGAGGCCGGUGAUUCACCGUGAUGUUAAGUCAAGUAACAUUUUGCUGGAUGAGUUUUUGAAGCCGAGGAUUGCUGAUUUUGGGCUAGCAAAGAUUGUUCAGGGUCAGACCCAUUCAAGCAAGGACUCAACUCAUGUGAUCGCCGGAACCCCAGGCUACAUCGCUCCCGAAUAUGGAUAUACUUAUAAGGUGAAUGAGAAGUGUGAUGUCUAUAGCUUCGGAGUAGUUUUAAUGGAGCUCGUGACAGGAAAAAGGCCGAUCGAGCCAGAGUUCGGGGAGAACAAGGACAUAGUGAAUUGGGUAUCCAACAAACUGAAGAGUAAAGAAAUUGUGUUGAGCACAGUGGACUCCACCAUCCCAGAAGCUUAUAAGGAAGAGGCAAUCAAGAUACUCAAAAUUGCCAUUCAUUGCACAUCUAGGCUUCCAGCUUUGAGGCCUACAAUGAGAAGUGUGGUUCAAAUGCUUGAAGAAGCUGACCCUUGUAAACUAGUCGGCAUCAUUAUUAGCAAAGAUGGUGGUAGUAAGAAAGAUGAAGUGAUGGAUUACGAUAAGGUUAAAUCUAGGCCUGUCAAUAGAUCAGAUUCAGACUUAUUCUAGUGUAAUCUAAAUUCAAACCCGAUCCAAUUAAUCCAAGUAGCAAAAUGGCCGAAAGUAGCUAGUUGGUGUUGGUUUAGCAUAGUUGAUUCACCAUGGCCGAUUUGUAACAUAUAUGAAGGAUUUUGUUUGAAGCAUCUUCUACCAUAUUAAUUAGGGCCUUGUAAUAUAAUGUUUGUCACUUGUGUGUGCAUAAUUUUGCUGUUUUUCCUUUGGAUGAAGUAGUGGUUGUUUAUCAUUUAAGAAGGGGACCAUUUGGAUGAAUA